This is a messenger RNA of Fraxinus pennsylvanica, 1026 nucleotides long. NCBI's taxonomy places the organism in Eukaryota, Viridiplantae, Streptophyta, Magnoliopsida, Lamiales, Oleaceae. The record is from the annotation of a GenBank genome assembly.
AUGGCUAGACAGCGGGAAAAUGCUCCACCGACGAAAUUCACCACAUCUCCAAUCAGAAAGAGAACUUGGAUUCUUAAAACGCCUUUGGCCAUUGGUGAAGCAAAAGAAUGCGGGGAGUCCUCGCCAGAGUCAAUUCACGACGAGAACCUUCGGUUGGCUGCACCAGUCGGAGUUUGCUACGUUCGUGUCGCCAGAAACCUUCCACUACCCUCCAAGGUCGUCAAUCUCGUCAGAUCAAACGGCAUUUCAAGAAUCCGGCUAUUCAACCCCGACCCCAACGGCCUAAAACCAUUCUCAGGCACUGGAAUCGAGCUCAUGAUCGGUGUCCCCAAUGAAAUCCUCUCUACUUUAGCCAAUGGCACAGUGUUCACUUCUCUUGAAUGGCUUCAAACAAACAUUUUCUCGAACAUCUUGCCUACACAAAUUCGAUAUCUUGCAGUUGGCAAUGAAGUACUUCUAAAAGAUCCAUUCUACUCUCCUUACGUUGUCCCUGCAAUCCUUAAUCUAUAUGAAGCUCUGCAAACUUUAGGAUUAUCUGAAACAAUCAAACUUUCAUCUUCCCACGCCGCUUCAAUAUUAUCCAGUUCAUACCCUCCAUCAUCCGGUGCUUUUGACUCGAAUAUCCAACCCAUUUUACUUCCUCUUUUGCAGUUUUUACAAACCUCUGAAUCGCCGUUAAUGAUCCUCCACUCCGGAUAUACCAACAUGUUUGAUGCAACGGUGGAUGCAUUUGUGUACGCUAUGGAGAAGAUGGGUUUUUCUGGCAUUCCGGUGGUGGUGAAGGAGACAGGGUGGCCGGCGGCUGGCGGCGUUGCGGCGAGUGCUGAGAAUGCGUUGGAUUAUAAUGGGAAUAUUGUGAAACGAACAAUGAAUAACGUUGGGACGCCGAAAAGACCCGGGAUUGGUGUCGAGGUUUUUUUGUUUGAUUUGUUUAAUGAGAAUGGAAAAAGUGGGCAGGAAUAUGAGAGGCAAUUUGGAAUAUUUGGAGUUGAUGGUACUAAGGCCUAUGGCCUUAAAUUCUACUAA